CCGAUGAACUGCUCUCGAUUCUUGUUGACCGGCCCGGUUCAAUCUCAAUUUUAAAAAAAACAAAAUAACAAAAACCGCGCGUGAAGCACCUAGCAAGCCUGAAGCCUUUUCCUUUCUCUCAUCUUCUCAAACCCUAACGCCUCCAGCUCCACCUGGCGCCGUCGCCUCCAGCUCCACCUGGCGCCGUCGCCGUCGCCUUCAGCUGUUUCUCCACUGGUGGCUGGGGAGGAUUCGACAUUGCGCGAUAGGUCCAAUCUGGUGGUUUUGGCGGCAGGGACUUCAUUGGGGCGUUUCGUCGAGCAUGUGAAAGGCACUUCGGUGUUAAGUACAUCCAGCACAGUUCUUUCGAUGGUGGCGCUGAAAUCAGUUGGAGAGGCAUACAAACAAGGGCCUUGUCGAGAAUUUCACUCACCGGCAUCACUUCUUCCAUCCUUAAAUUGCUCACACCAAUAGAUUCAUCAGUCAUGGAUUGUUCUUCGGUUGCUUCCAUGGAAGGAAGAGAUUCAUCUAAAACCGGAAACGCAUCAAUGACAACAUAUGGUUCUGUCGGUUCCUUGGAGGGAAGGAAAUCCUUCGCACCGGCAACACAACUGUUAACGAAUUUGAAGCAUCGAUUGGUUCCAUUGACGGAAAAGUUUCGUCGAAAAUUUGAAGCGCGUCAUUCUUCAAUUCGGACUCAGUGGCAUCAAUCUCUUGCAACAACUUGAAAAUUCAUGAACCCGACUCUAGGAUUUCUUGUGCAUAUUCAGUCGUGCGCAAAUUGCGUUGUCGAUUCGAUUCCACCAUGGGAGUUGUGAAGUGCGAUUUAACUGGUUGUGUUAAGGUUUCUCUGGGUGAGUUCACAACACCAUGGGACGAGCUCCGCGAGAAGAAUUUUCUGUGCAAUUCUGCUUUAGCUUCAAUUCGAUCCCAUACGGUGUAUCCCGGACCGUCCAGAUACGCCAAUUUUCACCCAUUCAGCAUUAUACUCAGUUUCUAUUUUUUCCCAAUGAGCUCCUCCUACUGUUGUCGCCCAUGCCAUGGAGUCAAUGAAAGCACCAAUGAAACGGUAUUAAAAUUGAAUAUGAAAUAAAGCUAAGAUAAGAAUCAUUCUUAUGAAAGAGUUGCAAUACAAAAGGAAAAUGAGAUGUGAAAAGAGAGUUUGGGAGAGAAAAAUAACAACUUCAUCAAUCACAUAACUCACAAAAUACCCCUGUUACAGUAUUAAUAGUAACUCAUUUCUUCACAUAGUCCCGUUUCUUGGGCUGAAGUUGACUAACUCUUAUUUGGGCCUAUCCAAUUUGCUGGGUUCAUUACAAUUAUGUCAUAGUAAUUGUAUGAAUUUAUGUAUUUUGAAUUAUGUCUAAGUAUUUAGUAUGAAUUUUAUCUACUUUGAAUUUAUAUUAUGGAUUUAUGUGUACUUGGUAUGAAUUAAUAAAUGUGGUAUUUAUUUAUGUUCAAUCUUUAGAUGUCACUCCAGUUCGACCUCCAGUCUGGUUCUUAAAACAUUGGUUUUAUGAGGAAAGCAACUUUGGUAAUUAUGAGUUCGACUGGGAGAUAGAAAAAGUUUUGCCAAUAAUUGUUCCUCCAAGUAAUGAAACAAAUUUGGAUUCUUCUGAAUGAUUCAUCGUAGUGAGCUCAUUAACCAUUUAAACUCAAUAACUUGGUUAAAAUAUAUUGGAUGCAUGUAUAUGUAUGUAUAAGUCUUAUAGUGUUCAUAUGUAUACAAAUUAAGUCCAUAAAUUUGGGGAUCGUGGUUCUCUUGUGAAUAAGGUAUUUAACGAGGAAAAGUCUCACAGUUAUAAAGAUCCGGUUAUAAAAUACUAGAAGAGAAAAAUCAUAUACUACUAAGCAUGAUGAUUAUGUUGGGAGAGUGUUGUUAUUUCAGUGUCACCAAACCUCGAUCUUUCUGCUCCAACUCGGAUUCAUGUUCAAGAUUUUUCUCUCUCGCAAUCAAUGGCCAUAGAAGAACCAAAAGGGUGCAAUGUUUAUUGCGAAGCUGUGAGCUCUUAGAUUUCCACCAGGAAUUGAUCCCUUAUGAAUUGGCUUGGUCUUUACAAAAAGACAUUGUUAAGAAAAAGAAAUCACAAAUCGAAAAUGAAGGAGAUUGCAACGACACUCUUAUUGUUUUGCAACACCCAUCUGUUUUUACAUUGGGUACUGCUAGUUCCAACAACAACCUCAAUUUUGACAUUAAAAAUCCUCCCUUUGAUAUUCAUCGUACUGAACGUGGUGGAGAAGUUACAUACCAUGGUCCUGGUCAACUAGUGAUGUAUCCUAUCAUCAACCUCCGAAAACAUAAGAUGGAUCUUCAUUGGUAUCUAAGGACACUUGAGGAGGUUGUUAUUCGUGUUCUGUCUUCAACUUUUUCAAUUCAGGCUUCAAGGAUGGAAGGUUUAACUGGUGUUUGGGUUGGAAAUGAGAAAGUGGCAGCUAUAGGUAUAAGAGUGAAUCAAUGGAUAACCUAUCAUGGCUUAGCACUCAAUGUCACGACCGAUUUGAGUCCCUUUAAAUGGAUUGUCCCAUGUGGAAUACAUGGCCGUCAAGUUGGGAGUAUCAAAGGGUUGCUAAAAGAGGCUCAGUCAUCAUGUAAUGAUCCUGAUACAGCUUAUUUGCAUCAUUUGGAUGAUGACAGUCUUAUUCAUAUUACUCAUAAGUCCUUAAUUGAAGAGUUCUCAAAAGUAUUUCAGCUUGAGUAUCAUCAUAAAACUAUUUAUGUACCAAUGCUGUGUGAAAGUAAAGGAAAGUAAGUUAUCAUACCAAAGAAACAGCAAACUUGAUUUUUUUUAAUGCCCAUAAACACAGUUUAUUUAGUAUUAGUAUUCAUUUUUUUAUUAUAGAUAUUGCUAGAUU
This is a messenger RNA of Trifolium pratense (red clover), 2832 nucleotides long. RefSeq names its product octanoyltransferase LIP2p, chloroplastic-like. Gene Ontology annotation, molecular function: lipoyl(octanoyl) transferase activity. Gene Ontology annotation, cellular component: mitochondrion. The transcript is spliced from 4 exons. NCBI's taxonomy places the organism in Eukaryota, Viridiplantae, Streptophyta, Magnoliopsida, Fabales, Fabaceae. Gene Ontology annotation, biological process: protein lipoylation. The record is from RefSeq and is a predicted model, not a curated record. The coding region runs from base 1833 to 2729 and encodes 298 amino acids.